UGUUUUGAAUCAUUCCAGUAAACACUUUCACUCGAUUCACAUCGGUCUCUAUUUCUCGAUAGUUCAAGUUCUUGUUGUUCUUGCCGGAACGUUAUUUCAUCGUCUAACGGAUAUUUCGAUUCGAUAAAUUUUGGUUCGACGAUCGUUGGAGAAUCGUUUGUUUGGACACAACAAAAAAAAAACUACACAUAAAAAUGUCACCAUUGAAAGCAACGAUAUUCUUGGCUGUUGGAUUAUGUUUGUUCGCCAACUACAUUAACGCUGAAGAAGCCAAAAAUAACGAGGAUGACGAAAAUGUAAUCAAAAUCUUCAAACGCCUCAUUCCAGCUGACGUUCUCAGAGAUUUUCCUGGAAUGUGCUUUGCAUCGACACGAUGUGCUACUGUUGAACCGGGUAAAUCAUGGGACUUGACACCAUUCUGCGGCAAAUCAACAUGCGUUGUUUCAAAUGAUAACAGCGGCAGACUUCAAGAAUUGGUUGAAGAUUGCGGCCCAUUGCCACUUGAAAAUAACCGCUGCAAAUUGGACUCAGACAAAACCAACAAAUCGGCUCCGUUCCCAUACUGUUGUCCGAAAUUCACAUGCGAACCAGGCGUGAAGCUUGAAUAUCCAGAAAUCAAAACCGAAUAUCCAAAUUAAAAAAAAUAAAUUUUAACCCCCCCCCCCCCCCCCCCUAUAGACACUCAAAUUCACUCACACAAAAACACACACAACUUUUCUCUAUCUCUCGCGCUCACCCCAGAUUAGGAGACAAUUUGCUGAUUCAAUGAUUUAUUUGUUUUUUUUUCUCGUAAAAUAAAAAUUUUGUUUCUUCCAUUCCGGGUAAUAUACAUAUUUGGCUCUCGUUCUUUCUACGGAAAAACGAUCGGACGACAAAAACAAAAGCAAGCAAUUCAAUCCUUUCAAAGCACUAUUAGGAGAAAAUAUCACAAAAAAUUAUGAUUUAAAUGUGAAAAAAAACAAUAAUUUAAUUUUAUAUUAAUUUAAAGAGGAUAAAUAAAUAUGAAACAAUUUCAAAAACAA
This is a messenger RNA of Sitodiplosis mosellana (orange wheat blossom midge), 1022 nucleotides long. RefSeq lists its product as uncharacterized. The transcript has 3 exons. The coding region runs from base 195 to 638 and encodes 147 amino acids. Lineage: Eukaryota; Metazoa; Arthropoda; Insecta; Diptera; Cecidomyiidae. The record is from RefSeq and is a predicted model, not a curated record.